AUGUGUUUAGGUUGGUUGUCGUCUGCAGUAAACAACUUGCGGCGGUAAAUUUUUGUAUCUUAAAAAUAGAUUAGUGGCGCUGUUGCAAAGUUAGUUCGCUGUUUGUGUUAUCCAGCUCUCAGCGUGAUAUACCAAAAAUAAAGAAAAUCAGAUGUCCUUGCUGUGACAAAGCCAGUUUUAAUGGAUGUCAUGUGAGACUGGAUUGAGACAUGGAAUUUCUUCUUUUCUGAAUGUGACAAACUUUUAAGUGAUUGUGACUAUAUAUUUAAAAAAGUCCUUGAGGUGCCAAGGUAUCUACCAUAAUGUCUGAGAAAGAAAAGCAACGACUUCCACAGAGCAGCAAGAAUGAAUCAUCAGGGUCAGCGACAGGAAAUCCACGCAACAAAGUGGCAUUGCGGCCUGGUCAUUCCCUGAUGGACUGGAUACGUCUUGGGCAGUCGGGAACCGACCUCACUGGUGUAGGCGGUGUAACACAGGAUGUAACUGUUGCUCAAUUGGCACAGCACAACACUAAAGACGAUGCCUGGAUUGCUAUUAGAGGAAUAGUUUACAAUGUGACACGUUACAUGGAUUUCCACCCUGGUGGCUCUGAACAGCUGAUGAGGGGUGUAGGUAAAGAUGCAACAGAUUUAUUUAAUCAGGUACAUGCUUGGGUGAAUUAUGAUUCUAUUCUCAAAAAGUGUGUUGUGGGGCGCCUGAAGCGAGGAGACAGCAGAAACGAAGACCUUCGUAUGCAUCUGUUUGGAAGUAAUAAAAAGAAACCACCAGUUCCUGGUUUUCAAAAUGAUUUGGUGAAUGGAAAAAUCCCACAGGCAGAAGUGAAGAAAGGUGUUCAGAGACCACGCAUGGACUGGUAUCAGAAGCUUUCAUCGCUUAGUUUAAUUUUCUAUACUAAAGUACUGUUCCCAUAUGUAAAGGUGUGUCUUAGUGGUGAGAGAGAACUUAAAGUUAUUAUCAGAAUCGGUGUGGAUGUACACUUGUGGCACUACAAUCUUUUAGAGGAUGUUGUGUGGCCGUGUUCUGUUACUGCAAGUAGGGAAAAGGUAGAGAUACAGUUCCAGAAAAGGACAGAAAAAAUGUGGCCAAACUUCGGAAGACCGUGUGAUGACAACGAAAGCACAAGUACAGUACAAGGUGAAUCAGAACAUGAUAUGAUGAACAUAGAGACUGUAUUACCAGUAUCCCACAAUACCAAAUUGUUUGUGUUAUCUUUUAAGAAGAAGAUAUACAGCCUGUUUCCAUUGGGUCAUCACAUAAAACUUCAUGCAGACAUAGAAGGUUUGCAGGUUACACGCUGUUACACUCCAGUACCACCAUCAUUAAGUCUGGAAGAAAUUCCUCCACAGUGGAAAGCCGAACAUAUAUGCCUCAUGGUUAAAGAAUAUGCAAAUGGACAGCUUACUCCAUGGUUAUGCAAUCUGGCCCCUGGUAAUACCUUGGAAAUAAGUGGUCCUGAAGGCUCAUUUGACCCAUCAAGGUUAUUGACUGUGUCUCAUUUAUAUCUUCUGGCAGCAGGGACUGGAAUCACACCAAUGCUGUCUCUAGUGAAGUGGGGAGUUGAUCCAUCUAACAGUAUAUGCCAGCAAGUUAACAUGAUGUUCUUCAAUUGCAAGGAGAGAGAUAUAUUAUGGAGAGAGCAAUUGGAUACUUUACAGAAAGAAAAUAACAGGUUCACAAUCAUUAAUGUCUUGUCAGAGGCAGAAGCUGGGUGGAAUGGUCAACGAGGUCGAGUAGCUCUUGAAUUACUUCAGAAUUUCUUGCCCUUGACAGGCAAUGAUUCUGGCAGUUACUAUGUCUGUGUAUGUGGACCAACAGCUUUUACCAGAUUAACAGAACAGUUUCUGAAGGAAAUGAAUUAUGCAGAAACGAAUUAUCAUUGCUUUGUUGGAUGAAGUACUGGAUUCUCACAGGCAUGUCACACUAUCUGCAACCAAAAGUAAAACAAAGGUUUUGCACUCAAGUUGCUCUUAACAGCUAAGCAAGUGGGAACAUUUGACAAGACAGCUUUAAGUGCAGUGAACUUUUUUUUUU
This is a messenger RNA of Schistocerca piceifrons (Central American locust), 2031 nucleotides long. Its product is annotated as cytochrome b5 reductase 4. NCBI's taxonomy places the organism in Eukaryota, Metazoa, Arthropoda, Insecta, Orthoptera, Acrididae. Gene Ontology annotation, biological process: superoxide metabolic process; generation of precursor metabolites and energy. The coding region runs from base 303 to 1892 and encodes 529 amino acids. The record is from RefSeq and is a predicted model, not a curated record. Gene Ontology annotation, molecular function: oxidoreductase activity; heme binding. Gene Ontology annotation, cellular component: endoplasmic reticulum. The transcript is spliced from 10 exons.